Messenger RNA from Olea europaea var. sylvestris, 3097 nucleotides. Its product is annotated as putative late blight resistance protein homolog R1A-10. Bases 49 to 2622 code for a protein of 857 amino acids. Gene Ontology annotation, molecular function: ADP binding. Gene Ontology annotation, biological process: defense response to other organism. Lineage: Eukaryota; Viridiplantae; Streptophyta; Magnoliopsida; Lamiales; Oleaceae. The record is from RefSeq and is a predicted model, not a curated record. The transcript is spliced from 2 exons.
UCUCUCUCUUUCUCUCUCUGCUUAGCGUUUCACCCAUACCAAUACUUGAUGGAUUUCUCUUACAAAAAUCUGUCAUAUCUAAUCAAAAGCCCAAAUCUCCUUUUCCAUAUGCAAGAUUUGGAGCUUGAUGAAGGAAAAAUUGUCAGCUUUCAGUGGCUUGGACCACACUUUUUAACUUUCCUCAAAUAUGUAGCAAAAUGGCGGUUUCGGUUCCAGAGGAUUAUUGAGCUGUUGGGGAAUCUUGAUAAUUCAGCCUUAGAUUGCAUCAUAUAUGGAGAGAAUGAACAUUACAAAAACUUUUUAGAAAUCAUAUUCUCUUUCAUGCCACGGACUGUAGAGUUCUUCACAAGUCCAUACCUGCAGCAAUGGUUAGAAAGUGGUGGAAUUACCGCUCCCACCAAAAUCUAUUUCCUUCUUGAAACUAUACGAGAAUUGCUUGAUUGCGGAACAGAUUCCUGUCUUCUUGUGAGUAAUCAAGUCAAAAUUCUUUUUGAGGAGCUACAAUUUCUGCGCCUCGUUUCUUCAGAUAUGAUGAGAUGUGCAAUGGGAGAACGGGUCGAGUCUAUGGGAUUAAGAAUUUUUAAGAUGUCAGAAAAUCAGAUAUUCAGAGAAUUUGAAGCUGUCUUUAUAGACGCGGGACUUUUCUUGCAUUCGUUCUUCUUCACCACAGACCGUGUUACCAUGACCAAAAUGGAUUUGGCAAUUUCUAUUCUGCUAGAAAGAAUUGAGAUUGUGAAAGUGAAGUUCAAAGAUUAUUGCAUUGCAGUCUCAAUGAAUAUGAAUUGUGGAAUUGGAAGCCUUCAAAUUGCAGAAAGUCCCAGUGAAGUAUCAUCAUCCCAUGACAAAAGCAUUCCCGUGGUAGAUGAGAUGAUUGUGGGCUUAGAGGACGUGGCAACAGAAAUUAUAAGCAAGCUUCUUGGAGGACCGAGCUACCGCCAGAUUAUUUCCAUAGUUGGAAUGGGUGGACUUGGCAAGACCACUUUAGCAAAGAAAAUAUACAAUGGUUCCAACGUUCGGUACUAUUUUGAUAAGCUUUCUUGGUGUGUUGUUUCUCAAACUUACCAAAAGAGAAAGCUGUUGGUUGACAUUUUGAGCUCCAUGAGUAACCUUAACAACCACAAAAUUUCAGAAAUGGAAGAUGAAGAGUUGGCUGAACACCUUUACAAAACUUUAAUCGGUAGAAGAUAUCUCAUUGUUAUAGAUGAUCUAUGGGAUAUCUGUGCCUGGGAUGACUUGAGAAGGUACUUUCCAGAUGACAAAAUUAACAGAAGCAGAGUAUUGUUCACUAGUCGGUUGAAAAAUCUGGCAUCUGAAAUUUCACAUGUUAUCAUUGAACCUCUUCCCCUCUCACCAGGUGAAAGUUGGAAGUUAUUGGAGAAGAAUGUGUUCAAGAAAAAACGUUGCCCUCAAGAACUGCAAGAUAUUGGAAAGCAAAUUGCAACAUAUUGUCAUGGACUCCCGCUUUCAAUCAUCACGAUAGCUGGAGUUCUUUCGAAUAUGGAGAAGAAAGAAAGCUUAUGGCAAAAAGUUGCAGAAGAUUUAAGUUCUUACAUUUCCCAAAAAGCCUAUGAAUACAUUCCCACAUUGAAACUAAGUUACAUGCAUUUGCCAAAUCACUUGAAGCCAUGUUUCCUCUAUCUUAGUGCAUACAGGGAAGACGAGGUAAUUCGAGUUCGGAAGCUAUUAUUACUAUGGAUAGCUGAAGGAUUCAUACAGAAAAAGCAGCACAAGAGCUUAGAAGAUGUAGCUGAGGAGUAUCUAAUGGAACUUAUUAACAGAAGCCUGCUGCAAGUUUCCAGAAUAAGAUCUGAGAAUGUAGUAAAAGCAUGUAGUCUUCACGAUCUAGUACUUGAUAUGUGCUGGAAAAUAGCUGAAGAAGAAAAUUUUCUAUUUCAACAUGAAUUCUUGCUAUCUAAGCAUCGCCAUCGAUUGUUUAGGGAUUGGUCUCAUCGUCUCUCUGAGGACUUAACCAUUUUUUACAAUUUGGAAAAUAUUAAAAUCUUUGAUGGAGAGCAUGGAUACUUAUUCAGGAUUAGUGUUAUGGGUGACUUGAGGUACUUGAUAAUUGACUCAUUAGAGUUAUCAAUAAGCAGUCUCCAGAACCUAGAAUUCCUUCGUGUUGAAUUCUUGGAUUCUAUACCAAGAUACCUUCUCUAUAUGCCUAACUUGAGACAUUUACAUGUUGGAAAGUCAUAUUUCCCUGGAAUAUUCCAGAAGAACUGUGAUAGCUCAGAUAUCUCCCGAAUAAGUAGCCUGCAAACCCUUCGUUAUGUUUAUAUUGACGAUUCAGAAAGCGAAGAAAUCUUGAGAAGUUUACCAAAUCUUCAUAAGCUUAAAUGUACAUCUCCAAACAAUUUUUGUCCAGAUCUCAGCUUCCUUACUCAGCUUGAAUCGCUUACAAUGGCUUUUGAAAGUAGAUUUGAAGGUGAUUACUCAGUGAUUAACUUCCCCACGAACAUAAAAAAGCUAACUCUUUCUGAAUUGGCUUUGCCUUGGAAAAAGAUGUCAUUAAUUGGGACAUUGCCCAACCUGAGGAUUCUGAAAUUAGAAAAUGAAGCCUUUGAAGGAGAAAUCUGGAACACAAAGGGGAUGAGUUCCAAAAACUCAAGUUCCUUCAACUAAAAUGGUUAGAUCUUGAACAAUGGAAUUCCUUUCAUGAUCACUUCCCCGUGCUUGAAGUACUGUUGUUGUUUGGAUGCGAAAAAUUGAAGAUGAUUCCUUCUGAAUUUAGCAAUAUUCCAACACUACAGAAGAUUGGGGUAUAUUUCUGUGGCAAAAAUGUUGAGAGUUCAGCUUCGGAAAUUCGAGAAGGACAACUGGAGAAUGGUAACCAAGACUUUGAGGUAACCUUUAAUUGGUCAUUACAGUAGACUUUUUUCAUUUUUUUUUAUGAAAUAUCAUAGCAGGAGAUUCCUUGACAUCCCACACAAAAAAGAUGUAACUUCCAGCUCCAUAUCAAUUGCUAGUUGUGAAUUCAUAGUAUUUUCUUUGUAAUGAGCAUGAAGUUAUGUCUUCUCUUUUGCAUGUUAAAUAAUUGUUUGGUUGCAAAUUAUAUUUUAUUAUGGUUAAUUUGACAAGUGACUGGAUCUUGAUCUCA